AUGACGUUGGCCGUGCUCAAGCACUACAACUCCUGGGAAAAGCUCGCCAUGAAGAUGCCCAGUAUGUCCGAGUUGCGCGCAAACAACGGUUGCUUUGUCAACUAUCCGUACGCUCUCUAUGCCACGGAUGUCAAGUUCCAGUCUUCUGAGCGUCCGGCUGGUCGACUUGGUGAAGCAAAGCCAUACUUCAGCGCGAAGCACAAGAUGUAUGGUCUAAAGAUUGAAGCAUCUGUGUCUCCUCAAGGACUACUGGUAGAGAUGAGCGAGGCACACCGUGGAGACGUAGCCGAUUUGACGAUCAUGCGAUCAUGCAUGGAGCAGCACCAACAAGUGCUCAAGAAGACGGAUCAAGAGCCCAACAUCCAUGAUCAUGGCGAGCAAGUGGAUUCUCAUCCAUCGAUGUGGGCUGCCCUUGUUGACAAGGGGUACUACAGAGCCAUGGCUGACAUCUUCACCCGAAGAAAAACCCGCCUCGUGGAAUGCUCGACGCUAAAGACGUUGUGCGAAACCGCCAAGUGUCAUCGGACCGAGUGA
Messenger RNA from Aphanomyces astaci, 534 nucleotides. RefSeq lists its product as hypothetical. Bases 1 to 534 code for a protein of 177 amino acids. Lineage: Eukaryota; Oomycota; Saprolegniomycetes; Saprolegniales; Verrucalvaceae. The transcript has a single exon. The record is from RefSeq and is a predicted model, not a curated record.